GUUUUUUUUUUUUUUUUGGUUUAUGUUAAUCCCAUCUCCCUCUUUCGAUUCUGGAUGUUGUUAACGAUUCAUGUUUGACGUAUAUAACUUUCAAAGCCAUAUAUAUCUCUCUAUGUACAAUCGGAUUAUAUAUAUUGUGUUAGUCUCAAGCACAGUAGAUAGAUUAGUUGUGUAGAUCUAGGGAAAGAGGUAGGUGGCAGAAAGCUGCAGAUGGUGAUGGAUGUUGGAGAAAGAGACGGAGAUGGCGAAGAUGGAGGCUGGGAGAAUAUUGGGGAAGAUAAUGGGACGAAAUCACCCACCGAUUUGGUGGAUGAAACGGUGAGUAUGAUUGAGUACGUGGCUCGAUUUGGGGAUUACCGAAGAGCCCAAAGGAAAGAAUGUUACAAUCUGGCUAGGCGCAUGAAGAUUCUGUUACCUUUCUUCGAUGAGAUUCGGCACCAUGGUUCCCCCAUCAGCCACAAUUGCGUCGCUUCUUUGUCUAGGUUGAAGAAAGCAAUCCGUUUGGCAAUGAAACUAUUGAAAACUUGCAAUGAGGGUAGCAAGAUCCACCUGGCAUUGGAGAGUGAGGCUAUAAUGAUCAAAUUUCAUAAUGCUUACGUAAAGUUAACCCAAGCUUUGGAAGAGUUGCCUUUCGAUGAACUUGAGGUAUCUGACGAAGUGAGGGAACAGAUUGAGCUGAUGCUGACUCAAUUAACCCGGGCCAAAAAGAGAACAGACACGCAAGAUAUAGAGCUUGCAGUAGAUCUAAUGGCGGUAUCCUCAAAAACGGAUGAAAGGAAUGCAGACAUAGCCAUAGUAGAAAGGCUAGCCAAAAAGCUUGACCUACAUACCGUUGAGGACUUGAAGAUAGAAACCAUAGCUGUAAAGAAACUUUCUAAAGAAAGAGGCAGCACUGCAGAAUCUAUACAGCAAAUCAUACAACUUCUCAACAAAUUCAAGCAGGUUUUAGGCAUGGAAAUUACCAAUGUUCUUGAUGAUACUGACACGCCUCAGAAGUUGUCCAAGUGCCACUCUUUGGUCAUCCCUCAUGAGUUCCUCUGCCCCAUCACACUUGAAAUCAUGAGAGAUCCUGUUAUUGUUGCCAGUGGACAGACAUUUGAAAGAGAGAGCAUCCAGAAGUGGUUUGAUUCUAACCAUCGCACAUGUCCGAAGACCAGGCAGACUCUAGCUCACUUGUCAGUAGCGCCUAAUUAUGCCCUGAAGAACCUGAUCACACAAUGGUGUGAGAAGAACAACUUUCAUCUCCCCAAGAAAGAGGAUCAAGCAUCUUCCAGGAAGUUCUUUGUUGAUCAUGAAGACGAAAUUUCAUGUCUGGUUGAACAACUAUCUUCCAGUCAAUUAGAAGUGCAGAGAAAAGCCGUAAAGAAUAUUCGUGUCCUUUCCAAGGAGAAUCCAGAGACCAGAGUUUUGAUUGCUAAACAUGGAGCCAUCCCACGAUUAGUAAAGCUAUUGUCCUAUCCAGAUUCUAAAAUCCAAGAGCAUGCUGUUACAGCUCUAUUGAAUUUAUCCAUAGACGAGUCUAAUAAGAGGCUCAUAACCGAUGAACACGCGAUACCAGCAAUCAUAGAGGUGUUGCAAAAUGGAAGUAUGGAAUCGAAAGAGAAUUCGGCAGCCGCUUUAUUUAGCUUGUCGAUGCUGGACGAGAACAAAGUGACGAUAGCUCUGGAAAACGGCAUUCCUCCGCUAGUAGAUUUGUUGCAGGACGGCACAAUUAGAGGUAAAAGAGAUGCUGUCACUGCACUGUUCAGCUUAUCUCUCAACCAAUUAAAUAAGGUGAGGGCUAUUGAAGCGGGCAUAGUCCCACCCUUAAUGCUGUUACUGGAGGACAAGAAACUGGGAAUGGUUGAUGAGGCCCUCUCCAUCCUCUUACUUCUUGCAACUCACGCAGAGGGGAGACACGAGAUGGGACAACUUUCAUUCAUUCAAACUCUGGUUGACAUCAUCAAAGAUGGAACCCCUAAGAACAAGGAGUGUGCAACCUCGGUUCUUCUUGAGUUGAGUUCAAAUAAUUAUUCACACAUUCUUGCUGCCCUUCAAUUUGGUGUAUAUGAGCAUUUAGUUGAGAUCGCUGAGAGUGGAACCAAUAGAGCUCAGAGGAAAGCAAAUGGCCUUUUACAGCUUAUGAGCAAGUCCGAACAAAUUCCAUAAUUCUUCUCAACAUUAUACAUACAUAUAUCAUCUAUAUAUGGAAAUCCCAAUAUCUCAAUUAGUUUAUUAUUCUUUUGCUUUCGUUUUCUUUUCUCUCUGGAUAGAGAUGAUCAUAUCUGUUCACUGAUAUUAGAGUAUACAUAUUCAACGUUUUAAUUUGUGGCCCUUAACUUAGGAGCAGUCUUUUACUUGUAUUGCAUGCAUAUACUUAUUUCUUGAGUCUUUUACAUGAUGAGCCACACUGGCCUUUCCUUAUUUUUAUCUUAAAUCUCCUAAUAAUUUGUAACUCUUAU
Messenger RNA from Gossypium raimondii (Peruvian cotton), 2441 nucleotides. RefSeq names its product U-box domain-containing protein 15. Gene Ontology annotation, molecular function: protein binding; ubiquitin-protein transferase activity. The record is from RefSeq and is a predicted model, not a curated record. The transcript is spliced from 4 exons. Bases 211 to 2148 code for a protein of 645 amino acids. Lineage: Eukaryota; Viridiplantae; Streptophyta; Magnoliopsida; Malvales; Malvaceae. Gene Ontology annotation, biological process: cell surface receptor signaling pathway; protein ubiquitination. Gene Ontology annotation, cellular component: nucleus; cytoplasm.